Molecule: messenger RNA, 624 nt
Organism: Haemonchus placei
Lineage: Eukaryota; Metazoa; Nematoda; Chromadorea; Rhabditida; Trichostrongylidae
Source: the annotation of a GenBank genome assembly
AUGUAUGUGAACAUUCAAGCCGUACUGUCCUUGUACGCUUCUGGACGUACCACUGGAAUCGUGCUUGAUACUGGUGAUGGUGUCACCCACACUGUCCCAAUCUAUGAGGGUUACGCUCUGCCCCAUGCUAUCCAGCGUCUGGAUCUGGCUGGUCGCGAUCUCACCGACUACAUGAUGAAGAUUCUUACUGAGCGAGGCUAUACUUUCACCACUACCGCUGAACGAGAGAUCGUUCGCGAUAUCAAGGAGAAGCUGUGCUAUGUAGCACUCGACUUUGAACAAGAACUUGCCACUGCAGCCAGUUCAUCGUCGCUGGAGAAGAGCUACGAGCUCCCUGAUGGACAAGUGAUCACCAUUGGCAAUGAACGUUUCCGCUGCCCUGAGGUACUCUUCCAACCAGCCUUCAUCGGUAUGGAAUCACUUGGAAUCCAUGAGACCACUUACCAAUCGAUAAUGAAGUGCGAUGUCGACAUCAGAAAGGAUCUCUACGCCAACACCGUUCUGUCCGGUGGCACAUCAAUGUUCCCAGGUAUCGCUGACAGGAUGCAAAAGGAAAUCCAACACUUGGCACCGAGGUGGGUCUUCGUGGUCAUAACACGAACCGCUUUUUCAGGUCCCUGGUGA